AUGAACCCGGAGAAGGAUUUCUCGCCCCUGGCGCCCAGCGUGGUGCGGGCCCUGAACGACAAACUCUACGAGAAGCGGAAGGUGGCGGCGCUGGAGAUCGAGAAGUUGGUGCGAGAAUUCGUGGCUCAGAACAACGCAGCGCAGAUCAAGCACGUCAUCCAGAUCCUGUCACAAGAGUUUGCGCUCUCGCAGCACCCUCACAGCAGGAAAGGGGGGCUCAUCGGCCUAGCAGCCUGCUCCAUUGCUCUCGGAAAGGAUUCUGGGCUGUACCUGAAGGAGCUGAUUGAGCCAGUGCUGACGUGCUUCAACGAUGCUGACAGCCGACUACGGUACUAUGCCUGUGAGGCCCUAUAUAACAUCGUCAAGGUGGCCAGGGGCUCCGUCCUCCCACACUUUAAUGUGCUGUUUGAUGGCCUGAGUAAGCUUGCCGCUGAUCCAGACCCAAAUGUGAAAAGCGGCUCUGAACUACUGGACCGACUUCUCAAGGACAUCGUGACUGAGAGUAACAAGUUUGACCUCGUGGGUUUCAUCCCGCUGCUGCGGGAGAGGAUUUAUUCCAACAACCAGUAUGCCCGGCAGUUCAUCAUCUCCUGGAUCCUGGUGCUAGAGUCAGUGCCUGACAUUAAUCUCUUGGAUUACCUGCCGGAGAUCCUGGAUGGACUCUUCCAGAUCCUGGGAGACAACAGCAAAGAGAUCCGGAAGAUGUGUGAGGUGGCCCUCGGGGAGUUCCUUAAAGAGAUCAAGAAGAAUCCUUCCAGUGUCAAGUUUGCAGAAAUGGCCAAUAUUCUAGUGAUUCACUGCCAGGCUUCUGAUGAUCUGAUUCAGCUGACAGCCAUGUGCUGGAUGAGGGAAUUCAUCCAACUGGCUGGCCGGGUGAUGCUGCCCUACUCCUCAGGGAUCCUGACCGCCGUUCUGCCGUGCCUAUCCUACGAUGACCGGAAGAAGAGCAUCAAAGAGGUAGCUAAUGUGUGUAACCAGAGCCUGAUGAAGCUGGUCAUCCCAGAAGACGACGAAACGGAUGAGGGCAAGCAAUCCCUGAGCCUCCAGACGGAGCCCAAGGAGGAGUCCCUCUCCCAGCAGGAGGUGACCUCCAGCGGUUGCCUGGAGGCCUCCAGCGAUUCCAACCUCAGCAGCGCCAGUGUCUUCAAUGUAAGCAGCACUGACCGGGUCCCGGUGACCCUUAACCUCGAUGGGAUAGUGCAGGUGUUGGACUGCCACCUUCACGACUCAGCCACCGGGAUGAUGACCAGAAUCGCAGUCCUGAAAUGGCUCUAUCACUUGUACAUCAAGACGCCGCGGAAGAUGUUCCGGCAUACAGACAGCCUCUUUCCCAUUUUGCUACGGACAUUGUCGGAUGAGUCAGACGAGGUUAUCCUGAAGGACCUAGAAGUUUUGGCUGAGAUCGCCUCCUCUCCUGCAGGUCAAACAGAAGACCAGGGGCCAUGUGAUGGCUCUGAUAUGCGAUCCGGCCAAUCGGAGUUGCACAUUCCCGUCAAAGCCAGCCAGCUGAGGUCCUCUGGUAUGAAAGGCAUGGAGUGCUCCCCCUCCACCCCCACCAUGAACUCCUACUUCUACAAAUUCAUGAUCAACCUCCUCAAGAGAUUCAGCAGUGAGCGGAAGCUGUUGGAGACCAGAGGAGCAUUCAUCAUCAGGCAGCUUUGUCUGCUUCUCAAUGCUGAAAACAUCUUCCACUCCAUGGCAGACAUCCUGCUGCGGGAAGAGGACCUCAAGUUUGCCUCGACUAUGGUCCACACUCUCAACACAAUACUGCUCACUUCCUCCGAGCUCUUCCAACUGCGAAACCAGCUCAAGGACCUGAAGACCCCGGAGAGUCGUAACCUGUUCUGCUGUCUCUACCGCUCCUGGUGCCACAACCCUGUGACGACUGUGUCCCUCUGCUUCCUCACCCAGAACUACAAACAUGCUUACGACCUCAUCCAGAAGUUCGGGGACCUGGAGGUCACAGUGGAUUUCCUCACUGAGGUAGACAAGCUGGUGCAGCUCAUUGAGUGUCCAAUUUUCACGUAUCUGCGCCUGCAGCUGCUGGACGUGAAGAAUAACCCCUACCUGAUCAAGGCUCUCUACGGGCUGCUGAUGCUUCUGCCUCAGAGCAGUGCCUUCCAGCUCCUCUCCCACCGGCUGCAGUGCGUCCCCAACCCCGAGCUCCUGCAGACCACAGACAGCACUAAGACCACCCUGGGCUUCAAGAAAGCGGCCGCCACCAACAUCGACUACCUGGAGCUGCUGCAGCACUUUGAGCGAGUCCAGAACAAGCACCUGGAAGUGAGACACCAGCGGGCUGGCCGGGGAGAGCCCCCAGACCGAAGGGUCGUCCUCUGAGCACCAGCUGCUGCUGGCGUGCAUGGAGACAGUGACCUGGGGAGGGGAGUCGGAGGGACUUGGCUGCUGCCGUGGGUUCCAGGGUGUGUGAUCCAGCAGGGGGCUUGUUCCAGGGGAGAGGCGGUGGAGGUGGUCACAGCGCUCAGCUGGGGAAGGAUCUCCAGAGACCAUGCCGGAGCCCAACACCCCAGCCGCACAAAAUUCCAGAGCAUCACAAGCAAGCAUGUGGGGAAGCGGCAGGAGGGGACUAGAUGGACCAAUGAAGCCACACGCCCGCCCCCACCCCCACCCCUGGACUCUGCCUUACAAAUCCUUCCCUGGCAACAGUCAGCUGAUGGCACAGCCGGGCCAGUAAGGCCAGAGGGAAGACGUGUAAAAGCAUUUUCUGCUACCUCCAGCCUCAAACAAGCGUGUAUGUCUGUGGGCGUGUGACUGGACUGGCCUUGCCUCCCCCUCCCCCAUCACUCCCCCAAGGCAGGCAGUCAUGUGCUGCAGUCCCGAAAGGAAAGCCAGCCCCUUGGAUCUCAGACGUGCACUGCCCUGACCUCCCCGUGGCAACAGCACCAUCUAAUCCUCCAGUGCUCUUGGCCCUGUGGACUUGCAUUCCUGUGCGUGCAUCACCCAGCCGCCUCUUGUCACCCCCCUCGGACCCACCUCCCCAUUGUACGUAUGGCAGUGCAGCCUUAAGUUAUGGCCCCGCUGAAAGCAUCAUGGAUGUGUAUAUAGAGGAAUGGUUCAGUCCGAGUCAGAUUUCUAGCCUGAAAAUAGAUUUGUACCAAUGUAAAAGCUCCCCACGUUGAAAUAAAAGAA
Molecule: messenger RNA, 3150 nt
Organism: Emys orbicularis (European pond turtle)
Lineage: Eukaryota; Metazoa; Chordata; Testudines; Emydidae
Gene: VAC14
Product: VAC14 component of PIKFYVE complex
Exons: 19
Coding region: 1-2340 (779 amino acids)
Biological process (GO): phosphatidylinositol biosynthetic process
Cellular component (GO): endosome membrane; PAS complex
Source: RefSeq, a predicted model, not a curated record